Tribolium madens (black flour beetle) is the source of this 2404-nucleotide messenger RNA. RefSeq names its product G protein alpha q subunit (gene Galphaq). Lineage: Eukaryota; Metazoa; Arthropoda; Insecta; Coleoptera; Tenebrionidae. Gene Ontology annotation, cellular component: heterotrimeric G-protein complex. The transcript is spliced from 9 exons. The record is from RefSeq and is a predicted model, not a curated record. Bases 455 to 1651 code for a protein of 398 amino acids. Gene Ontology annotation, biological process: adenylate cyclase-modulating G protein-coupled receptor signaling pathway; phospholipase C-activating dopamine receptor signaling pathway. Gene Ontology annotation, molecular function: guanyl nucleotide binding; G protein-coupled receptor binding; GTPase activity.
CGCACUUCCUGUUCUGCGUGCACGGUCUAGUCGUCUGGUACUACAGGGCAGCGCCAUAUUGACAAGAGGCGGCUGCUGUUUGCUGUGAAAUGUGUUUCUAGUGAGGGUUUGAGGUGUUUCGGUGUCGUAGUCGUUGCGAAUCGAUGGACCGCAGGUCGUGCUAUGGCUACGGUGUCGAUCGGUCGAGGGGCUAGUGUCGUGUAGUGCGCCGUCGGGAGCCCGUCGUAACCUCGCCUAGCGCCGUCGAGGGCAGCCGCCCUAAUCCCGCUCCGAAGGCCGUGGAUGAGGCUUCGGCAAUCCGCUUACUCUAACAGGAUCAGCUUCAGCCCCGCUAUAAGAGCAUGCCGGCCCGACCCAAGCACCACACCCAGCCGACCGCGAUGGGAACGCUCGCUCUCUAGGUGUGUGCAGGUCUAGUCGGCGUGGAUGCGAGCUAAGGGGCCCCCCCAAGAGCAUGACCAUGCAGUGUUGCCAGUCGGAUGAGGCUAGGGAACAGAAACGCAUCAACGCUGAAAUCGAAAAACAACUACGGCGAGAUAAGCGAGAUGCACGACGCGAACUCAAACUUUUGCUGCUUGGCACAGGAGAAUCUGGCAAAUCCACAUUCAUUAAACAAAUGCGAAUCAUUCAUGGUGCUGGAUACUCUGAUGAAGACAAGAGGGGAUUUAUCAAAUUGGUUUAUCAGAACAUCUUUAUGGCCAUGCAAAGCAUGAUUAAGGCUAUGGAUCUAUUAAAAAUUCAAUAUGCCGAGUCUUCCAGUCCAGGAAAAGCCGAAUUAAUCAAGUCAGUCGAUUACGAAACGGUAACAACAUUUGAAAAUCCAUAUGUAGACGCAAUUAAAGAUCUAUGGAACGAUGCCGGAAUCCAGGAAUGUUACGAUCGUCGUAGAGAAUACCAACUUACGGAUUCUGCCAAAUACUACUUGCAGGAGAUAGACCGGGUCGCAGCGCCCGACUAUCUGCCGACAGAGCAGGACAUCUUGCGUGUGCGAGUGCCCACCACCGGCAUCAUAGAAUAUCCAUUCGAUCUGGACGAGAUCAGGUUUAGCUAUCUUAGCGACUUGGAGCGAAUAAGAGCUCCUGAUUAUCUACCCACCGAGCAGGACAUCCUCAGGGCGAGAGCGCCUACGACAGGAAUCAUUGAAUAUCCUUUUGAUCUCGACUCCAUUAUUUUUAGAAUGGUUGAUGUUGGAGGACAAAGGUCCGAAAGAAGGAAAUGGAUUCACUGUUUCGAAAAUGUAACAUCUAUCAUAUUUUUAGUAGCUUUAAGCGAAUACGACCAGAUUCUAUUCGAAUCCGAAAAUGAGAAUCGUAUGGAAGAGUCGAAGGCACUCUUCAAAACCAUCAUAACAUACCCAUGGUUCCAGCACUCGUCUGUCAUUUUAUUUUUAAAUAAGAAGGAUCUACUUGAAGAAAAAAUCAUGUAUUCUCAUCUUGUAGAUUAUUUUCCAGAAUACGAUGGCCUCCAACGAGAUGCGAUUGCAGCUAGGGAAUUUAUUCUCAGGAUGUUUGUAGACCUCAACCCAGAUAGCGAAAAAAUCAUAUACUCACACUUUACAUGUGCAACAGACACUGAGAAUAUAAAGUUUGUAUUUGCGGCUGUCAAAGAUACGAUACUGCAGUCAAAUCUUCGCGAGUACAAUUUGGUUUAGGAGAAGAAAAUCGUGGUACGAGUCCGGAUCACAUCAGGAAUAAACCAAGGACCCCAAUUGUGAUGUUAUUCUAAUUUACUGUCGAUUAAAUUUAUUUGUGUCCAAGUGUGCGCUUAGCUUUGUGGCUGCGUUGGAGUAAAUCUAGUGCCAUUUUACUAGUAAUGGUGUCCCUCGAUGGAUUAAAGCCAAAGUGUUUUUUUAACAGACUGCGAAAGCAUUAUGACUAUGAUUCAUUACUAUAAAUAGUAUUGUUAUAUAUAAUAUAUUAAAUUAAUGUAGAAAUAGAAUGUAAGAACACUAAACUUUUCCCCCAUUAUAUUUGCAAAUAUUUUGAACAUGUGCAGUUCUUAAGAGGCCGUCAUAGCAGUUAAAUUCAUAGAUAAAAAAAAUCAUUUUCAACAAAAUAUGAUGCUUUUAUUUGCAUGAGUGUCGUCGUCUAUCAGUCAGAUUUUGUUAUUUAUCGCGAUCACUAUUUGACUGUUUCGACGGCAUUACGUAAUUCAAGACUGCCAAUGUCUAUGAAAGCUAUUUGCAGCGAGAGAAAUGUAUUUGGAAAGCGAUUAACUGGUCAUAAAACUGUUAGUGGGCUUUCUUUGCGUAUUGUUCCGUUAACUUACUAUACUAAUGGCAAAUUUAUAAACAUAUUAUAGGAGCUUGGUUUUAUGUGGGUAAAUGAGCGGAUGAUUGUUUGAAUGUUUGUGGCAAUAGUAAUUUGUAAAUCAUUUCUUGUCAAAAGUAUAGAUUUUUUCUGAA